AUGCUUCUCAAGCAACUCCUCCUGAGUGCUCUGCUCACUCUGAGCUCAGUCAGCGCUCUUCCCAGCCCUGACAUUGACAACGCCGCUGUCGAGGCCCGCGAUGUCGAUGGCGAGCUCGACGCCCGCGGUGCCUACGAGCCCCCCAAGUGUGGCUACGAUGCCGACUGGAAGUACGGCAAGUGCGUCUGCAAGAAGUCCGCCAUGAGCUACGACGAAGACUCCAAGUCGUGCUCUUGCCCCUCCGGCACCACCUGGAACCCCAAGACCUACAAGUGCGAGACCAACUGCGGUUAUGAUGCCGAGUACAAGUACGGCAAGUGUGUCUGCAAGAAGUCCGACAUGGACUACGACUCGGACACCAAGAAGUGCUCUUGCCCCGACGGCGAGUACUGGAACGACAAGACCAGCAAGUGUGAGCAUGACUGCGGCAAGGAUGCCGACUGGAAGUACGGCAAGUGCGUCUGCCGCUCCUCCGGUAUGACUUACGAGGAGUAUGGCAAGAAGUGUGUCUGCCCCAAGGGUCAGAUCUACUCUUACGGCAAGUGUACCUACGACUGCGGCAAGGAUGCUUCCUACGACUGGAAGCAGAAGGCCUGUGUCUGCAACAAGAAGACCAUGGUCUACGACUCCAAGUACAAGUCCUGCUCCUGCCCCAAGGGACAGACCUGGACCGGCUACAAGUGCGAGUAUGACUGCGGCAAGGAUGCCUCUUACAAGUACGGCAAGUGUGUCUGCAACUCCAAGGGCAUGAUCUUCGAGCAGUACGGCAAGACCUGCGCCUGCCCCAAGGGUCAGAUCUACGAUGGCAAGAAAUGCACCUACGACUGCGGCAAGGAUGGCCACUACGACUGGGACCAGAAGGCUUGCGUCUGCAACAAGAAGGGCAUGCUCUACGACAACAAGUACAAGUCCUGCUCUUGCCCCAGUGGCCAGAAGUGGACCGGUUACAAGUGCGAGUACGUCUGCGGCAAGGAUGCUACCUACAAGUACGGCAAGUGCGUCUGCAACAAGAAGGACAUGCUCUACGACGAGAAGUACCAGUCUUGCUCGUGCCCCAAGGGCGAGAAGUGGACCGGCUACAAGUGCGAGGUAGACUGCGGCAAGGACGCCGAUUACAAGUACGGCAAGUGCGUCUGCAAGAAGGCCACGAUGGUCUACGAUGCCAAGUACCAGUCCUGCUCUUGCGCCAAGGGAUACAAGUGGACUGGCUACAAGUGCGAGUACGACUGCGGUAAGGACGCCUCGUACAAGUACGGCAAGUGCGUCUGCAACAACAAGGGCCAGGUCUUCGAGGAGUACGGCAAGAAGUGCGUCUGCCCCAAGGGCCAGAAGUGGACCGGCUACAAGUGCGAGACCGACUGUGGCAAGGACGCCUCAUACAAGUACGGCAAGUGCGUCUGCAAGAAGGACGGCAUGUGGUACGACGACUACGCCAAGAAGUGUGCCUGCAAGGGCGGCAAGGUCUGGGACGAGUACAAGCAGGUGUGCGGCUGCCCCAAGGGACAGAAGUGGGACGUGUACUCCAACAAGUGCAAGUCCAGCUACUAA
Molecule: messenger RNA, 1548 nt
Organism: Ilyonectria robusta
Lineage: Eukaryota; Fungi; Ascomycota; Sordariomycetes; Hypocreales; Nectriaceae
Exons: 1
Coding region: 1-1548 (515 amino acids)
Source: RefSeq, a predicted model, not a curated record